CGGGUUCCUGGUUUGUUCCCGAUCACUGGAUUGUGAUUGAUUAAGGAAUCAGGCGGCUAGGGUUCUCGCGUCCUCCGUCGAAGAGCCGAAGGGUGGAACGGGACGACUUCUCUCAUCCGCUGCUUCCAGAAGAGCCGCUUCUCCUUCUCUUCCUCCGUCGAUGCCGUCUCCCCUUCAACCACAUCUUGUGGCCUGGGGAAGUUUCUAGUGCUCUUCUUCUCCCUUGCCGUUUCGCGUUCUGGGGUCUUAGCGACGCGCCAUCAAUUGAUCGCUGAGAAUUUUGAUCAUGGAAAGUGUUGGGGAGAAGUCUCGCAAAGAGAAGAGGAAAGAAGCUCGAUUGGCGAAGCAGAAGAACCGAUUCCUCUCGUGGGUUCACCACCAGGGAGGUAAGAAGAAGAAGAAAGCAUCCUUGGAUUCGAAACCACAAACUGAAGAUGUGGCUUUGGAGAAGAAAUCCAAGAAGAGGUUAGACUCUUUGAAGAAGAGGAAGGGGGGUGCAGGGGGUAAAUUGAAGACCAAAUUCCAAGAGUUUUUGGAUAUGGAGAUGGGGAAGGGUAUGGUUAGUGCUGAAGAAGAUCUGGAAAUGGAGAGGAGGCUGGCGAAGAAGCUCAAGGUGAAGAAUGGGAAGCUAGGUGGUGAUGACGAAUUAAAUAUGCUUUUAGGGGGGAUUCCAUCAUUCCUGGACUCCGUGGUAGGUGACACCAGAGAUAUGGAUGAUGAAGCAGAAGAAGACUUUGAUAAUGCAAAGGAGAGUGUGUCAGAUUGUGGUAAUGGAAAGGAGAGUGUGUCAACAAGCAAGAAGAGGCGCGGGAGAAAGAAGUCAUCUGUCUCCUCACUGAAGAAGCCAGAGGAUGAGGUUGCUGUGGAAGUGCCAAUGGAGGAUACUGAGAUGGAUAGUGGGGAUGCCGAGCAGCUUGAUACAUCUGACGAAAAAGAACCACAUGUGGAAGCAACUUCAGUUGAUGCAAGCGUGAAGUAUGUGGCUCCUCACUCGCCAGCUUGUGCAAAUGCUGAGCCAGAAGAGUUUUCUCAGGUUCGCCGUAGAGUGAGAGGACUUCUGAAUAGGCUUUCUGAAUCAAACGUGGAGUCAAUUACAGAAGAAGUGGCUACACUCCUUCGAUCAGUUCCUCGCAGUGUUGGUUGUCAAAUAAUUGGAGAGGAGGUCAUAGCAUCUUGUUCUGGAGGGCCUCGUGGCAGUGAACAGCAUGCUGCUGUUUUUGCAACUUUUGUUGCAGGUUUGGCAUGCUUAGUUGGGAUUGAUUUCAGUGCGAAGCUCCUUGCUUCUCUUGCUAAAUCAUUUGAGGAUGAGUACUUAAAGGAGGAUGGCCUAUCUUUGCGUAAUCUUACAUUACUACUGUCGUAUAUGUGCAUCUUUGGUGUUUGCUCCAGUGAUCUCCUAUAUGAUCUCCUCUCUGUGUUGACAAAGCGCUUGACAGAGUUGGAUGUGUCGACUAUCUUGACAAUUCUACAAUGUUGUGGGAUGAAGCUAAGGAGUGAUGAUCCCACUGCUAUGAAAGAUUUCAUCCUUGGUAUUCAGAGUAGAGUGAAUGAGUUGAAAUCUCUCUCUGAGAGCAAAGAAGAUGGGAAAUCAAAGAUAAACAGUAAAAGAAUGGAAUUCAUGCUCGAGACAAUAUGUGAUAUAAAAAACAACAAGAAAAGGCCAAAAGAAGACACCGCUCAUCAUACACGGAUGAAAAAAUGGCUACAAAAGUUAAGAGCAGAGGAUAUUCUCCUCCGUGGGCUCAAAUGGAGCAGGCUGCUUGAUCCUGAUAAGAAAGGUCAAUGGUGGUUGACAGGAGAUGUUGCACCCACAACAGAUAAUGUUGAAGAUGUGGCAUCGACAAUUAACAAAGAAGUGCUAGAGGCACAAAAGUUGGUACAGCUUGCAGCUGCACAAAGGAUGAACACUGACCUAAGGAGAGCAAUAUUUUGUAUUAUCAUGAGUGGGGAAGAUUAUGUAGAUGCUUUCGAGAAGCUUCUGAGGCUGGAUUUAUCUGGGAAGCAGGAUCGAGAAAUAAUGAGGGUACUUGUUGAUUGCUGUUUGCAAGAAAAGGUGUUUAACAAGUAUUAUAGUGUCUUGGCUUCCAAAUUAUGUAGCCAUGACAAAAAUCACAAGUUCAGCUUGCAGUAUUGCUUAUGGGAUCACUUCAAGGAACUCGAAUCAAUGGAGUUAAACCGCUCAAUGAACCUUGCAAGAUUUGUUGCAGAGAUGCUGUCUAGCUUCUCACUCUCCCUUGCUAUUUUGAAGACUGUAGAUCUGACAAACCCUGCACAGCUGACACCUAAAAUGAUCAUGCAUUUCCGAAUGCUUUUUGAGGCUGUUUUUCAUAACACUGAUGCCCUUGUCUGGAACAUCUUCACUCGAAUAUCUGCACUCCCAGAGCUUGAAAUGCUGAGGAGCAGCCUUGUGUUCUUCAUCAAGCAGUAUGUUGUUGCUGCGAACUCGGGAAAAUCCUUUGCUGGCAAAUUCCAGAUCGCGAAGAAAGUACUUGAUAAUGUGGCUGGGGUCCUCAUGUAAUUUUCUUCGAGUAGGUUGACAGUUCUCUCUUCCUUUCCCCCCUUCCGUUGGUUGUGCGAUGAUUGGGCUAUGUUAAGUUGUUCCAAUUUUGAUUUUCCUGAGACUGUAAAUUAACUAAUGUGAGUGCCGAGUGCCGCUGAACAGUUUCGGUGUAACGGUUGAGCGUAGGAAGUAAAUUUCUGAAAUAUAAGACAUCAACAUUCCAUUCUA
This is a messenger RNA of Elaeis guineensis (African oil palm), 2728 nucleotides long. RefSeq lists its product as uncharacterized. The record is from RefSeq and is a predicted model, not a curated record. Gene Ontology annotation, cellular component: nucleolus. Gene Ontology annotation, molecular function: protein binding; RNA binding. NCBI's taxonomy places the organism in Eukaryota, Viridiplantae, Streptophyta, Magnoliopsida, Arecales, Arecaceae. Gene Ontology annotation, biological process: ribosomal small subunit biogenesis.